Messenger RNA from Aspergillus steynii IBT 23096, 2382 nucleotides. RefSeq lists its product as uncharacterized. The record is from RefSeq and is a predicted model, not a curated record. Bases 1 to 2382 code for a protein of 793 amino acids. The transcript has a single exon. NCBI's taxonomy places the organism in Eukaryota, Fungi, Ascomycota, Eurotiomycetes, Eurotiales, Aspergillaceae.
AUGUCGGUGAACCGUCCUCCUCGCCCCGCGCAUGAUCAGAGGAGAAUCCCAAGACCGAAGCCAAGCGAAAGGCAACCUGCGCCAGGCCAGGAAUCAAUCGAUCGUCGACUAAAGCGCCUCAGAGAAGACGUCCUUCCUUUCUAUCCCUUUCUGCUCACUGUUCCUACCGAUGUGCCCUUUCGUCUUGGAGGUCGCUUUGUCAACAACUGGGCAGUGAGUAAUGAAGGGCCGUUCACUCCGGAGGAACAACAACUUCAGUACAUGACAUUCUUAACACACCACGAAGGAGACUCUUUAUUGGUGGCCGUUGGGGACUGGUCUGAUGGUAAGGGUGCCAUCAUGCCUGAUCGUCCUGAACCCCAAAGUGCGGCAAGCACGCCGUCGAGUGGGUCUAUCAAGAAGAAAAUCAGCCUAAAUGAUUAUAAGAAUAAGAGAAAGCCCGGGGAGUCGGCUUCCCCGGUCAGCCGGGAGAUUAACAACUACAAUGCUGGUGGUAUCGAUGAUGGCCAACGCGUCCUACGGGGCGAGUCGAUUGAGUACAGGCCUCACAAAAAGUCCAAUAAUCCCGCGUUGUCGCAAUUUGCUGGUCGGUCUGAUUUCGAAAGCGCAGAACGCAAACGACACCCCGAUUCUGAAAAUGGGCGUUCCGAGUCGCGGGAAAGGAAAGAACCAACCGUGACACAUUCGAAGAGACCAAGACUAUCACCAGAUGGUGUGUUGGAAACAAAUAAACCGGAGCGGUCCAAGGCGAGGGAACUCCCAGUUCUUCUUUCGCCGACUCUACCACCAACUACGGAUAGUCCCAGAUUACCUCGACUCUUGUCGCCUACUCUCCCGCCAGAUAUCGAGAAAGAAUUGGCCAGGUUAGAAGAAGGCCCUUGUUAUCUAAACCCGCCCCAGAUAAAACCUGCCACGAAUGCCGAGCUGGGAAAUGUUCAAUUCAACAAAGACAAGGACUGUGAUGACCGCGAUAAGCACCUGGCUUCAACCCUCACCAUCGGCCGGCGGGGAACAAACAGUAAAAGCUCAAUGCCCACCCUGAUGCCCGAUACCAGCGAUAUCCCACAGACGAGCUCAAUCUCCCCAGCAAGUGGCAAAUCGACCACACUCGACAUGUCUGGGAACCCACAUUUGGUUGUCAGAUUGAAAUAUGGCAGAUCAAAUAAAAAGCGCGUUGAGGCUCUUCUCAGAUUCUCUGGUAAAAGAAAACCGGCCCCAACGAAUUCCCCGAUCAAAGGCACGCUCGACUCUGAUUUCUCCCAAUUUACAAAAAUGGAACCAAACGCGGCCAAAACACCCGCACCAGAACCGCCCAACGGCCAAAUACAUCGCCCGGACCAUAAAGCAAAGCCUGUCGCGGCUACGCAGGGGAAUGUUUCCGCUGCAGAUCGGUCGGGGGAAUCAAGAGUGCAUCUUCCAGGAAAGUCCCAGACCUUGACGUCCCCCGCGUCAAACCCGCAGCAGCAGGAAAAAGCAAAGCGGGCUUCCCGAACACUGGGGAAGGAAGUCAAAGAUCUUAGUGCCCGGCCAGACAUGGUCGGCAUCGAGGAUAACACCCCACCCGCUGUGAAAGAUUCCGCAAUUGACUCCGUCGCGGUAGUGAAACUGUCGCCUUCUCGUGCUGGUGACCGACGGGCCUGGAGGGAUGAGUAUCAGAAAUACGGCAACUUAGGGCGGGAGCUAAAGCAUGCUGCGGAGCGACAUAAAGCGAAGGACAACCCAACAGCGGUCGAUGAGAAGCUGGCGGUCGCGACUGCGAUCGAAGCGAUUCUCUGCUUCAUUCUGGCGUUCGUUGCAGAUGAUCAAUCCAAGAUUUUACCUGGCCAGGUUGGAGAUUCGUCGUCCUGGCUAUCGAUCCUUGCCUACUGGCGCGUCGUGAAGAAGAACAGCACGUCGUACCGGCGUCUUUACAGCCUUUGUUCAAUUCUCGGUGCUGUCUCGUACGAUGCCAUUCAUUCACUUGAUUUAGAACGUCUUGCAGUCACUCCGCUGCCAGGAGAAAACCCAGUCACGCCGACUCCGAGUUCUGAUGAGUGUAAUACCACUCGGGAGGAGAACAAAAGGAAUCGGAGAGAAAUUCAAGAGCUGAAAAGUCGAUUGCCUGAAUGCUAUAAAGAAUCCCAACGGCUUUGGCUAGAGGGCUCGCGUGGCCUUUCCGAGGAUAUAUUGACCCGUGAGUUUCCGAAUACCUGGUCGAAGCGAUCAAAAGAUUUCUCGGAGCAAGGCAAGCAGCGCCUCAAGGCGGGCAAUUACUCUGGCGAAUACUUUCUGCCCCUUGGAAAAACGAAUUCACCCGUGGAGAUUGUCCGGUUCGGAUACGCAGUUCUGAAGGAGUGGUGUAUGAACGAAGGUGUGGACUGGAGUGGCCAUCUUGAUUUAUAA